AUGCAUGAGCAAGACAGCAAUCCAUUGUACAACAACGGCACGGAAGAGGUCGGUCAGGAUGAUCAUGGCGAGCUCCUUCAGAGCGUGAAGCUCGUUCUGGGCGUUGAGAUCGUUCAGGAAGAGCCUCCGCCUCUGGACGUGAAGCUGCGGCUUCGGGAGGAGGGCUUCGGUACAGGAGCAGGGGCAGAAAUUUUGGCAGUGGUGGCUGCAGGUAUCACCUCAGCUGCUUUUGCCAUUGUUGCAGGUGCAGAUGGAGGUCUGACCUUGGGCUUCGGAGGCACCACUGCUGGAGCUUUUGAUUUGGCGGGAGGAGCUGCAGAUGAUUUCUUCACUGGCGGUGGAGGCAACGAAGGCGAGCUCAAAAAGGAAGAGCAGGAGGACGAGAAGGUGAAGCUGGAGGACUCUGAGGGCACGCCUGGUCGCGCCACUUCACGGGCACAGCCCAAGCUGCUUCGGCGGGUGAUUGUGAAAACGGCCAAAGAAGCUGCGUUUGAAAAGAAAUUGCUGGAAAACACCGCUCGCUUCCAGAGAGGGAUGGCCUUCCACCUCAACUGGAUGUUGAAGAAAUUGAAGGAGGAAGAGCUGGAACUCAGAAAGAAGGUUUGGGACAACCUACACCUCGUCAGCCACUUGCCAGAGGAUGUUUUUGCAGCAUGGGCCCCCAGCAGGGACAAGGCAGUCGAUCCCUUGAACUCGACUGGUGGCUUUGCACCCGCAGCAGGCUUGUUGUGGCGCAUUGUGAAUGGUCAAGCCAUUCAAUGGAGCUGGGCAAUCCGCCAUUUGAAGUUCCUCCUGGCCGAUGAGCAGGUGACGAGUGGUUGUUCUUCAACACCUCUUGGGGGCAUUGCCUUUGCGUCUGGGCAAGCCGCCGCAGACACCCCGCCAAGCCUGGCGAUGGAUGACACAGGCAGUAUGUGGCGUUCCUCCUGUCUGGACUGUGCCAUUGGAGCAGCAUGGAUUGGCAUCAUUUUCGACAGCCCCCAAGAGGUGGCGUGCAUCGAAAUAUAUCAGUCUGGAGAAGAGCCGUUCAGCGCAAGUACCAUACACCUGGAGCGUUGGGGUGGUUCCUCGUGGAUUUUGUCUAAGAGCUUUAACAGUGUAAGUGUUGGAGAAGCGGUCUUAUUGAAUCAAGCUUGGGUGGAGCCUGCUGCCUUUCAACGUGCCCGUGUGGCCAACCGAGAGAGCUCGGCAGGGUUGACCUGGGCAGUCGCCGAGCUGCGCUUCUUUGCUAGUGUGGAGUGUACAGUGGAGGUGACAGGAGUUGCCUUCAGUUCUAGAUCUUCCGGCGACUUCAGGCUGCAGGAGGCGCAGGGUGGGGGCUUCGGCUUUGCCGAGAUGGGAUCGUCAAGAUUGAGUCUUAGGACCGGAGAUCUCAAGGGCGCAGAGGAGCUCUACCAAGAAGCACUCCAUUUGCUUGGCCUUGGGGGCGGUGGAGACGGGGCAGAUCUAGAAGAUAGGUCAGAUCGGUCUCCCUCUGCAGAAGCUGCAGAAUUGCUACAUCUCUUGGGAGCCCUCAAGGUCCAGAAGCUUGUCGGGGAAGACGACGAGGCUGAAGCUAGCGAAUCUGUAGCAGAGGAGCUGUGCGUAGCGCAGGCGCUGCUUCGUGGUGCUUUGGCGGUGCUGCCAGGGGAUGCCAGCGUGAAUGCGCGGGCGAGGCUGCUGUGCUCCUUGGGCACGGCCUUGCUCCACGCGCCCGGGCGACGCAAUGCCUCGCCUGGCUGCGGUCGGUCCAAGGGCGCCUCUCUAGAGGAAGCCUUGCAGCUGUUGCGGGAGGCCUGCAAGUUGGAUGAGACGCGCUGGGCUGCGUGGUACAACGCUGCGCGGGGCAUGGCUUUGCUGUUGCUGGAGAAGGAGAAGGCAAAGUCCUGCAAAGAUGAGAUCAAAGCUUUGGAAGAGGAGAAGUUGCAAGCGCUCCGGCAAGCUCUACGGCUGAAGCCUCGGCAUGCGGGAUGCCUCUACCGACUGGGCAUGAGCCUUCGUGAGCGAGGAGACCAUGAGGAAGCUGCCAAGGCGUUGGAGGACUUUCUGUCCAUCUCUGGCCCAUCACCCCAAGAGGCUGAGGCAUCCAAGGCCACCUCUGCUUCAUCCAGGCGGAAAGCGGGCGCAAGGCAUUGGCUAGCUGUGUUGCGUGGCGAGACGACUGCCUCCGCUCCGGCAGAGUAUGUCGCGGGUCUCUUCGAUGGCUAUGCCGAUCGAUUCGAUGAACAUUUGGUUGAAACCUUGGAGUAUCGGACUCCAGAGCUGCUGUCCCAAGAGCUCGUGCAGAUGAAAGCCGUUAUCGCUGCAGAAUCUGAUUCGGAAGAGCCACUCUUCGGGGUGUGUGCAGAUUUGGGCUGCGGAACUGGCCUCAUGGGCCCGUACUUGCGUGAACUUGGGGUCACAUAUUUGGAGGGUGUUGACCUAUCAUCCAAGAUGCUUCAGGUCGCCAAGGAGAAGCAACGUGGCUAUGACCGACUUCUUUGUGGUGAUUUGGUGGACGUGUUCCAAAGCGAUACCAAAUUUGACCUGGUGGUGGCAGCAGACGUUUUCGUCUACGUCGGCGACCUGGCACCGGUGCUGCGCGCCUGCCACGCGCGGCUUGCGGACUGUAGGUCUGUCGUGGCCUUCAGCACUGAGGCCCCGCCGCGGAGCGGCAGUGCCAACGAGCAUGAGUCCGCUCUGGCCGAGGGCACUUUCAAGCUCGCUGAGACUGGGCGCUACAUCCACACAGCUUCAUACGUGCGGCAGUGCGCAGAAGAGGUUGGUCUUAAGUUCAACAUGAAUGUGUUGACUUCCGAACUGUUCCUGCGUGUGCAGUGUGGUGGUCGCAUAGUGUCACUCUACGUGCAUUUUGUGUUGUGGAAGCGAAGUAACGUGAUCCUUCGCAGGAAUGGUGGAAAGCCCGUGUACGGCCACUUGCACAUAUUGCGGAAGAUGGAGAUGCCGCAGAAAUAG
Molecule: messenger RNA, 2934 nt
Organism: Durusdinium trenchii
Lineage: Eukaryota; Dinophyceae; Suessiales; Symbiodiniaceae
Source: the annotation of a GenBank genome assembly